UGCAGUCAGAACCGGGCGCUUUGCUUGAAAAAGAUCGCCAACAUGUGUCAUAACACGUGUAUCGUGUUGAUAUUGAUGAUGCUGAAAGUAAAGGACGGAUACACAACAGAAACACCUAAUGUCAUAAUAAUGUUGAUGGACGAUAUGGGCUGGGGAGACCUUGGUGUAUUUGGUGAGCCCAAUAAGGAGACCCCAAACCUCGACAGGAUGGCCAGUGAAGGAAUGCUGUUUACUGACUUCUACUCUGCAAAUCCUUUGUGUUCUCCCUCUCGUGCAGCAAUGUUGACAGGGAGACUUCCUAUUAGAAAUGGGUUCUACUCUACUAAUGCUCAUGCUAGAAAUCCAUACACACCCCAGGACAUUGUAGGAGGUAUACCCGACUCUGAAAUUCUCCUACCAGAACUUCUGAAGAAGUCAGGAUACCGCAAUAAACUUGUCGGUAAAUGGCAUCUUGGCCAGCAGCCACAGUACCAUCCACUCCGACAUGGCUUUGAUGAGUGGUUUGGUUCCCCAAAUUGCCACUUUGGGCCUUACAAUGACAUCAACACCCCAAACAUUCCAGUCUACCGUGAUGCUGUCAUGGCCGGCAGAUUCUAUGAAGAGUUCCAGAUCGACAAGAAGACCGGGUUAUCGAACCUGACCUUGUUAUAUUUAGAUGAAGCUGUCCAGUUUAUUGAACAACAACACACAAAGAAGCAGCCAUUUUACCUUUACUGGACUCCGGAUGCUACACAUGAGCCUCUGUAUGUGUCUGAGAAAUUCUAUAACACCAGCAGACGUGGGUUGUACGGAGAUGCGGUCCGAGAACUGGACUACGCUGUUGGAGAAAUCCUGAAAACUUUGGUGAAACUUAGGCUUGAUAAAAACACUUUUGUAUUUUUCUCAUCAGACAAUGGAGCAGCAGCUUACGCAAAAACCUCAGGUGGUAGUAACGGGCCAUUCCUCUGUGGAAAAGAGACAACAUUUGAGGGUGGUAUGAGAGAGCCAGCUAUAGCAUGGUGGCCAGGGAGGAUUUCACCAGGCCAGGUAUCUCACCAGACUGGAUCACUGAUGGACCUAUUUCCCACUAUACUUGACCUUCUGGGGCUGCAACCUCCUUCUGACAGACUUAUUGAUGGCAUUAGUCUCAAAGAUACACUAUUCCAAAACACUCAAAUUCAAAGACCACUGUUUUAUUACCGUGGGGACACAUUGAUGGCAGUGCGUCUAGGGCAGUAUAAAGCACACCUCUGGACCUGGACUAACUCGAUACAGGAGUUUAACAGGGGAGUUGAUUUCUGUCCGGGGGAGGAGAUAAAGAAUGUAACAACACAUGAUCAGAUUCAACAUGAUCCGCCAUUACUAUUCCAUAUCACCAGGGACCCAGGCGAGAAAUACUUAAUCAAACAGAACACAGAGGAGUAUCGGAGUGUGAUGCCAGAUAUACAGUCUGCUGUAGCUACACACAUCAAACACCUGGUACCAGGCACGCCCCAACUAAAUAUGUGUAACAGAGCUGUCAUGAACUGGUCACCACCUGGAUGUGACAAAGUAAACAAGUGUUUAAUCCCACCUGCCUCCAAACCUUACAAGUGUACCUGGACUCAUUAGGGAAUCAGAAAGAUAACAUAUCAGUGAUGCACAAGGCUGCUACAGACCAUACAACGACACCAUACAAGGCUGUUACAGACCAUACAACAACACCACACAAGGCUGAUACAGACCAUACAACACCACACAAGGCUGUUACAGACCAUACGACACCACACAAGGCUGAUACAGACCAUACAACACCACACAAGGCUGUUACAGACCAUACAACAACACACAAGGCUGAUACAGACCAUACAACACCACACAAGGCUGAUACAGACCAUACAACACCACACAAGGCUGAUACAGAC
Messenger RNA from Pecten maximus, 1883 nucleotides. Its product is annotated as N-acetylgalactosamine-6-sulfatase-like. Gene Ontology annotation, molecular function: arylsulfatase activity. NCBI's taxonomy places the organism in Eukaryota, Metazoa, Mollusca, Bivalvia, Pectinida, Pectinidae. The transcript has 14 exons. The record is from RefSeq and is a predicted model, not a curated record. The coding region runs from base 43 to 1590 and encodes 515 amino acids.